UUUCCCUCUUCCUUGACUUGAUCCUUUUCUUGUGGUUUUGCAGUUCAUUUACAGUAAUGGUAAUGGGAAAUGCUAGUAGUGGAAGAGAUGACGAAGGAACAUCAGGAGUGAAGAAGAAUGAAUAUGAAGUGGGUGAAGAGAAUUCUAACCCUGAUCCUAUGCUUCACUCCGCUCCCCAUGCCCCAAGGGCUUUGCAGCCCCCUUCGAUAUCUGUUCGUCAGAACCCCAUGGCUCCCUUGACAAUACCUGGUGAAACAAGUCGAGAAUGGAAUCAAGUUCUGAUGCAAAAUGCAAGACAGCAUAAUGGUACUGUUUGUGUUGAGAAAAGGAGUGCAGCGAUGAUAGUAUGGAGUCGUGGUGGUAAGGAAGUAGCAGUCACUGGAUCAUGGGACAAUUGGCAAACAAUAGAGACCUUGCACCCUUUAAAUAAAGAUUUCAUCAUCACAAAGAUUCUCCUACCCGGCGUUUACCACUACCGCUUCAUUGUUGAUGGACAAAUGACAUAUGCUUCUGAAUUACCAUGGAACUGUGAUAAUGCUGGGAUUGCUUACAAUAUUUUUGAUUUACAGUGUCUUAACAAGAAUCUCGGAACAUUCAUUGCUGGCAUUCCUUGCUGUCUAUGGAACAAUAUAAGCAUUUGGGAGUGUAAAUGCAUUAUAGCUGGGAAAGAUGCUGAGAAUGUCUUAGGAUUGCUGAUAACAUUUUGUCUGCUAAUGGCUUAAGAUCUGUUAUUUUAAACAGGAAAUUCUUUUUCCAUGAACAGGAAUCUGCCACAUCAUAAGCAGCUACAAAUAGGGUAGCGAUUGUCACCUCAUGCUUUUUCUGUUUAUUCAAACGAAGUUUGCAUAGACUUUUAGGUGUCCAUGUUUGACAUGUACACCAUGCUAGAUGCUUGAUCCCAUGUCCAAUGUAACAUAGUGAUGAGUAGUAACUUUCAAUGAAUUGUGAUUCUUUCACUGCCAUUUUCAUGCCGUUUCUGUUAUUUCUCUGACAAUAUCCUGCUGUUACAACUAGAGCGAAACCAUGCCAUCUGCAGCACAAAGCUCCUCAAGUACCACCAGAACACAGGUGUACUUUUUUUUCUCUUUCUCUCUUCUUAAGGUAAGGCAAUUCAUUCAAUAUUGGAAGUGUUCAAGGUGGUUGUUCAGCGCUUAGCACCACUUGAAGUAGGAUGAUAAUGGUUCUAGUAAAGAAACUAUCUUUCUGAAAAAGAGAUUUUAAUUUCGCUGCAUUCUAACAACAUGUAGGCUACAAUCAAGCAACAUAUGAUGCCACUUCCUUUGUCUUCCAGUGGGUUAAGUCAGGAGUUUACUCCUAACAGGCUUGCAGAGUUUGGGUCUCCUCCUUCCCCAUUAUCAAGCUAUGACAAUGAACCCUUAAAUGAUAGUGAUUUUAUUAAGUAUCCUCCUGACCUACCUCCACAACUUCAAAUGACAAUACUAAACGAACCAUCAUCCACAAUUGGAACAGACCAGUACCUUCUGGUGCCUAAUCACACAACCCUGAACCAUCUUUACAUCCAAAACAGUGAUGGCAGCCAGCCUGUUGCACUAGGCGUGACACACCGGUUUCUUCAAAAGUAUGUGACUGUAAUAAUAUACAAGGCCUUUUUUAGGUGAAAACUAAAGUUUUGUCUCUUAA
Rubroshorea leprosula is the source of this 1641-nucleotide messenger RNA. The record is from the annotation of a GenBank genome assembly. Lineage: Eukaryota; Viridiplantae; Streptophyta; Magnoliopsida; Malvales; Dipterocarpaceae.